AUGUCCUCGCAAUCUCAGCCUCCUACGACCGACGUCCCUCUCACGCCUUCAAGCCCUCAGCUCGCCGAAGUCCGCGCCGCCAUUGUCAAGCUACUCAAGCAACCCGACUACGAUGAUGGCAGCGCUGGUCCAGUCAUUGUCCGCCUGGCCUGGCACAGUGCCGGCACCUACGAUAAGGCAACAGACACGGGUGGCUCGAACGGGGCUGGUAUGCGGUAUGAGGUAGAAGGCGGCGACCCGGCCAACGCGGGACUACAACAUGCGCGGGCUUUCCUCGAACCCAUCAAGCGCCAAUUCCCCUGGAUCACAUAUGCCGACUUAUGGACGCUGGCGGCGGUAGUUGCAAUCAAAGAAAUGGGCGGGCCAGAGAUCUCCUGGCGUGGCGGCCGGACCGACUUUACAGACGACAGCCGAUGUCCUCCACGCGGGCGACUACCCGACGGCUCAAAAGACGCGGACCACCUCCGCUGGAUCUUCUACCGCAUGGGGUUCAACGACCAAGAGAUCGUGGCGUUGUCCGGUGCGCACAACCUAGGCCGAUGCCACAGCGACCGAUCAGGAUUCGAAGGCAAAUGGGUCAACAAUCCAACACGCUUUAGCAACAUGUACUACAAGCUGCUGCGCAUGCAUGACUGGAAGAAGAAGAAGCUGGCCAACGGAUUCGAGCAGUACGUCUAUAUUGACAAGGACCUUGAAGGUGAAGAUGCCGACGGAGAAGAGCCUGAAGAGCUCAUGAUGCUUCCCACGGACAUUGCGUUGUUGCAUGACCCGUCCUUCCGCGUCUGGGUUGACAAAUACGCCGAAGAUAAAGAUCUCUUUUUCCGCGACUUUGCCAACGUUUUCGCGAAGCUCCUCGAGCUGGGCAUUCGACGUGGCGAGAACGGAAGGGUCAUCAACCAAGAAAACCUGGAGAGCGGGUACAAAAGUGCUCCGAAGAAACCGGACCAUGCUACGCACCCUACCGACCAGAAUGAAGGACAGAUCGGCCACGAGGCUGGUCCUCUGCGGGAGAAGAAUAUCAAGGCCAAGCUAUAA
Molecule: messenger RNA, 1035 nt
Organism: Capronia coronata CBS 617.96
Lineage: Eukaryota; Fungi; Ascomycota; Eurotiomycetes; Chaetothyriales; Herpotrichiellaceae
Product: peroxiredoxin
Exons: 1
Coding region: 1-1035 (344 amino acids)
Biological process (GO): cellular response to oxidative stress; hydrogen peroxide catabolic process; response to reactive oxygen species
Molecular function (GO): peroxidase activity; heme binding
Source: RefSeq, a predicted model, not a curated record